Melampsora larici-populina 98AG31 is the source of this 237-nucleotide messenger RNA. RefSeq lists its product as uncharacterized. NCBI's taxonomy places the organism in Eukaryota, Fungi, Basidiomycota, Pucciniomycetes, Pucciniales, Melampsoraceae. The record is from RefSeq and is a predicted model, not a curated record. Gene Ontology annotation, cellular component: Sec61 translocon complex. The transcript is spliced from 2 exons. The annotation marks the transcript as partial. Gene Ontology annotation, biological process: intracellular protein transport.
UUAAACAGACGAAGAGCAGCUAAUUUACCAUCCAAGAAUGAUAAAGAUCGACCUACUUCUACUAGAGCUGCUGGUCAUGGUGGUAGUAGUAAUACGAUGAUGAGACUUUAUACUCAAGAUGAUAACGUUGGUUUGAAAGUUGAACCUGUGGUGGUUUUAGGUCUUUCAGUCGCUUUUGUUGCUUCGGUUGUUUGUCUUCAUCUAGCUAAUAAAUUAAUGAGAUGGUUUAUGAAAUAA